AUGGCGAAAGGAAUAUAUUCUACCGAGUCAGAUUGUGAAACAAUCACUUUACCUGAUUCAUUGGAAAUUGUAGUUGAAGGAAAUUCAGCCAUUUUGGAUUGCUCGAACCAUGUUCUUGCAUCAUCCUUAUCAAGUUCCAAGAAUUCCCCGAAAACUAUCAUAUUGAGAAAUAUUGAAUUGAAAUUUGUUGGUUUUCAAUUAUAUGGUUCUCAUGUCAUUUGUGAGAAUUGCACAUUUCAUGCAUCCAUUGAAGUAAUCUUUAGCGAUUUUAGAUUAACCAUGAUCAAUAGUAUUGUGGAAAAUGUUUCAUGGAAAUCUAAAAUGCAAAAAACUGUGAUUGGUUCCAAAAUUGUCAAUUCUGUGUUUAGUAGUUUUUCUGUUCAAAUUACCAGUGCAGAAAAUUGGCUUGUGAGAGAAUCCAUAUUGGAAAAUGUUAUUUUUGAUUCAAGUUUCGACUAUAAUCCUAUAUCUCAACCCAAUCAUGCACUAUUUUCAAUUUCUAACAGUACAGUGAUUGGUUCAAUAUUCCGUGUCACUCAAUAUUCGAAUACAUCGAGUGUGCUUCGAGUGAUCACAGGACUAUUGCUCAAAAUUGAAAAGACCAUAUUUACUGAACUUGGUGAGACACCUGUUUCAGUUCGUGGUGUUUCACGGGUACAAGUCGAACAAUGUUCAUUCUCUCACAAUGAUGGAGGUGGAUUACAAGUUGACUUUCAAGAUGUUGAGUCGAAUGCAGAAAUUUCAAUUUCUAAUUCUAGUUUUACCAGUAACAAGUCACCAACGAAUCAUGGAGGAGCAGUUCAUGUCAAAUUUGCUGAUCUAGUGGGAAUUUUAAAUGUUGUUUUUGAAAAUAAUUCGGCACUAAGUAAUAAUGGCGGAGCAUUAUUUUUACAAACAAUUGCCAUGAAUUUGUAUUCCUUGAGUUUUGUCAAUAAUUCUGCAAUGGAUGGUGGAGCUCUCUAUCUAAGUCGUUGGAGUUCUAAUGACAAAAUUACGACAUAUUGGUCCAAUUAUUACUUUGAACGUUUAACAUUUCAAAACAAUUUAGCUCAAUCGAGAGGAGGAGCCAUAUUUUUUGACUUACCCAUACAUGAUCAUCCUUUGGUGAGACGCUCCAAUCUAUAG
This is a messenger RNA of Naegleria lovaniensis, 1125 nucleotides long. RefSeq lists its product as uncharacterized. The coding region runs from base 1 to 1125 and encodes 374 amino acids. The transcript has 2 exons. Lineage: Eukaryota; Heterolobosea; Eutetramitea; Acrasida; Naegleriidae. The record is from RefSeq and is a predicted model, not a curated record.